GAAAACCGUUCGCGGGCUCCCGACGAAAGGCGCUUUUCCAACGGAUGUGUCGGGUUACGUGAGCUCGCGACAGACCGUCUCGCUCCGGUGCGGGGCGGGACGGGUCGUGCGAGCGAGACGGCUAGCGAUCGAGACGCGCGGGACGGAGCCGCGCGAAGUCAGUUGCGGUCCGAGCGGCCGAGCCGUCAGUCCCGCCCUCGGUUCUUUCGCGUGUUCGGUUAGUCUCCGUUCGUCGUUCGAACGGUGAGUUGUGUAUAGCGCUUUUGCGCACCGGUUACUGUGGCGUACUGCGAGGUGAUCAUGGACGCGCCCGGCGGAGCGCGGGAGUCCCGCUUCGGGCCGUCUUACAUGGGGUUGUUGGGGGAGAUGCCGGACAUGUACAGCGCGGGCAGGCCUCCGAGCGCGCUCGGCGGUGCUGGCCCCUUGCGGCCCGGCAUGCAACCUUGCCCGAUGCCCAGGGCUGGAGUCAAACGUCCAUCGGACCAGUGCUACGAUGAUAGACCAUCACAAAGCGUUCCCCUCGACCACUGCCCAAUGCCGGACAUAGCUGAUGAUGGUUAUGCCUCCCUGCAACCCAAGAAGUCACCCCCUUCUAAUGGCAAAAAGACUAAAGGUCGCGUCAAGAUCAAAAUGGAGUAUAUAGAUAAUAAACUGCGACGGUACACAACUUUCUCCAAGCGGAAGACUGGGAUUAUGAAGAAGGCAUACGAGCUAUCCACUUUGACGGGGACACAAGUGAUGUUGCUGGUCGCGUCGGAGACCGGCCACGUGUAUACGUUCGCGACGCGGAAACUUCAGCCCAUGAUCACGUCCGAUUCUGGGAAAAGGCUGAUCCAGACGUGCCUUAACUCACCAGACCCGCCCACGACCAGCGAACAGCGCAUGGCGGCUACUGGCUUCGAGGAGACCGAGCUCACGUAUAACGUUGUAGACGAGGAUAUGAAGGACGAGCCAACAUCUUCAGGCGACAGCGGAGACGAGAGCGGAAGCGAACCCGAAUCUCCGAGUGAAAAAUUAAUUCAACACGUCAGAAACGACUGGACCAACAAUGAACAUCACGACAAGGAUUCGAAAAGGGAUUCACACGCGGAACCAUUAGCAUCGACCUCAACAAGCCACGAAGCAGACAGCAGCAAAUCUAGCCAAAUACCUAUGCCGAAACUACUGCCGAAACUAGAUCUGCCGGGGGGAGCGAUGCUCUACCAUUCCGGAGUUCUAGCUGGACUGGACGGGCUUGGCAAUAAUCUUGGAUUAGGGAAUCUGGCCAUGACCUAUCCGCAUAGUUUCAUAUUAGGACUGGCUAACCAAGGACAGGAAGGAGCGGCAACGUCAUCGACCCAACCACAAUUCAUCACCAUACCGCUCUCAAUGGCCAUGGCAGCUGCAGCCCAAGGAUCCGCUUCUAAUGGUUGUCCGGUCAGCGCCUCCAGUGACGACAGCAGUGAACUCCAGGAUUUGAGCACCGGGAGGAAGUGACAGUUGAAGAAUAACUGAGAAGAAAAAAACCUGUUUUACGAAUAUUUUUUUUUUGUUGCAAUAAUUUGAUGUACCAAAAACGUUUGGGUUUUAACUGUUUCGAAUCAUAAUUUUUUUUUAAUAAAUAAUAGUUAAUUUAGUUUCAUUUCAUUUAUUUAGGAGGUGGUUAUAUUGUAAGCGUUUAUUGACUACGAAUUUAUUUAAACAAAACUGUAAAGCGUGAAUCGUUUAAGUAUUAAUUUAUUGAAUCAAAUGAUGUUUAUGAAAAAUAAAUGAAUAUCUUGUUUUAUCACUCACUAACUCUUUUUCUCUCGGCAAUGUCAGUAAAAAAGAAUAAAAAAAAAUCGAUGAGUGUUAACUUAACCUUGUUUAUGAUUUACAUAAUCUAUUGCUUGUAAGAAGAAUUAAUAUUAUUAUUUUUUCAAAAUUAAUCAGUUUUGUUGCCGAUUGUACAAUACUUGCCAAUUAAUUAUUUUUAUAGUGGUAAAAUACACUUGACGUGAACUGUUAUAAGAGUGUUAUGGUUUCCGAAGGAAACUUUUGUAACUUCACGUAUACAGAAAUUUUAAUUUGGAAAUUUUAAUUAAUCGAAAUAUUAGAUACUAGUGAAAUGUCGUAGUUUAAAUAAAAUAUAUGCGUAUUUUUGUACUGGACAUAACCCCGGUAGUAUUAUCGCAAGCGACUUAUUGAGCAGACUUGGAAAAUUGAUCUAUCAAAUAAUAUCUUCGGUAGAGUACGCUCUACUUUUCGCAUUGCUUGGAAUUUAUCAUUUUCCUUAUUUUCCAACGCGAAACUAGCAAAUGUAAUUAAUUCUUGCUAUAAUGAAGUCGCUUGUGAAAACACUGCUCUUUUAUGUGUAAUCUUUAUCGCUUGAGAGAUAAAUCUCCAUUUUGAUCCAUCAUUAAUUGUAAUUAUAUGUACGACCGAAAAAAAAACAAUUGAUGCCACGAGAAACUACAUGAAUGACCUCUUAGAUUUUUGUGAAUUUAUUAAGACCAACCCGCCUAUUACUGCCGUGAAGCAGUAAUGCGUUUCGGGCUACGGGCUCCAGUAACCACUUAACACCAUGUGGGCUGUGAGCUUGUCCACCCAUCUAAGCAAUUAAAAAAAAUUAAAAAAGAUACUGUUAGAUACUAAAAGUGAAGAUGCCAAAUUCAUUUGAUUAUAUGAUAGAUACAAUUGUUUGAUACGCGCUAAUAAUUUUAUAAUUAUCACUAAUAUAUAGCUGAUAGAACUUAACAUCAAAGCUCAGUGCAGGCUUUUGCCAUACACCGAUAGAAGCACAAAGAAAACAAUGCAAAUAAUGACGAACUAAUGAAAUCAAAACUUAAAAAUGCUAUUUAUAAAAAAGUAGCUGUUCUAAAAGUUUUCUAGAUGUUUCGAUUUACUCGAAUUCUUGUGGAAAUUUUAACCUUUAUUUGCUGGGGUUAAAGUUCAGUUUCUUGUGUCAUUAAUUUAGUUUGCAAUUUUAAAUGAUUUUGAACUGUAUUCAAAUAUGUUUUUUUUUUUGUAGCUGAUUUUGUAAAAGAGCAGUGGUAUUGCUUUGGUAUUGACGAAAUUAAUUUUUGCACUUUUUUGAAGUGAGAAAACAUUGAACUAGAAAAGCCCGUAUUCGUUAAAAUUUGUUAAAUAGCCCUUAUAACAAAUUGGUGCAAAAAUUUAAAAAUGCUCCAAUAUAAUGCAAUAAUGCGGAAGUCAAAAAACGAAUGCAUUCAAAAUGUUGAUACGGUGAAAAAACUACUUAAUUGCUAUAUAAAUUAGGUGGUGUCUCUAAAAUUCAUACCCAUCUGAGAUCCUCCGAGUUAAAUACAUAGAUUUACUUCAGUUAACCCGCUCCGCUUAUCACGCCGGCAAUACCACCGCGACCUUACAACCAUUACCUUACACGAAAGCAUUUAUUACGUUACGUUUGUAAUUAUUUUCGUUUUAUUUUCAUUUAGUAUUUUUUAUCGAAAGUUCAUUGAACUGUGUACUGCGUUUCGUUUAUCCUUUAAUAAUGUUCCUUUUCCUUAAUUUUUAUAGUAAAAUAAAUUGAAAAAUAUGAA
Molecule: messenger RNA, 3521 nt
Organism: Bombyx mori (domestic silkworm)
Lineage: Eukaryota; Metazoa; Arthropoda; Insecta; Lepidoptera; Bombycidae
Gene: bs
Product: serum response factor homolog
Exons: 6
Coding region: 301-1476 (391 amino acids)
Biological process (GO): positive regulation of transcription by RNA polymerase II
Molecular function (GO): protein dimerization activity; RNA polymerase II cis-regulatory region sequence-specific DNA binding; DNA-binding transcription factor activity, RNA polymerase II-specific
Source: RefSeq, a predicted model, not a curated record